AUGGUACACCCGUGCGGAUCCGGGGCGUUUGGCUUCUUUGAGUGCACCAAAGAUGUUGCCGACUUAACCAAAGCAGAUUUCCUAUCUUCAGUCGGCGAGAAGACACCAGUCUUUGUUCGCUUCUCCACUGUCACUUUGGGACAUGAAGCCCGUAACCCCCGCGGCUUUGCUAUCAAGUUCUACACCAUGGAAGGUAACUACGACAUUGUUGGCUUGAACUUCCCUGUGUUCUUCUGUAGAGACCCUAUCCAGGGCCCGGAUGUCAUCCGCUCGCAGUCACGUAACCCGCAGAACUUUUUCUUUGACUGGGACGCGCUGUUUGACUUACUCGCCAACACACCUGAGGCCAACCAUGCAGGGCUCAUGUUCUUUAGUGAUCACGGCACACCGGUCGGUUGGCGUUUCAAUCACGGCUACGGCUGUCACGCCUUCAAGUGGGUGAACAAGGAUGGAAAGUUUGUGUACAUCAAGUACCACUUUCUCGCCAAGCAUGGUCAAAAGCAGUUUACUGACCCUGAGGCUGUUCGAAUGUGUGGAGAGGAUCCAGACUACUCGAAGAGAGAUCUUUGGGAAGCUAUUGAGAAAGGCGAAGAGAUUGAAUGGACUGCACAUGUGCAGGUCAUGCAGCCUCAGGACGCUGACCCCGACGAGCUUGGCUUCGAUCCAUUUGACGUUACCAAAGUGUGGCCAAGGGAUAAGUUCCCCAUGCAGGAAUUUGGUCGCUUGGUUCUCAACAAGAACCCCGAGAACUUUCAUCGCGAUGUUGAGCAGGCAGCCUUCUCACCCGGCAGCAUGGUACCAGGCAUUGAAGACUCCCCCGAUCCGUUACUGCAGUUCCGCAUGUUCUUCUACCGCGACGCUCAGUACCACCGGAUCGGGGUCAAUUUACAUCAGAUCCCUGUCAACUGCCCAUUCAUGGCUAAAUCAUAUGCCUCCCUCAACUUUGACGGGCAGAUGCGGACGGAUGCCAACCACGCUGGCAAUAAGCAAUACGUACCCAACAGCUUCGCACACAAGUUCCGACCGGAUGUUGCUGAAACGCCCUACGUCGUGAAUGACAACACUGUUAGCCGGAAAAGCCAUUAUUGGCAUGAGGGGAAGAAGAACGACUACGACCAGGCGACCCAACUUUGGGCCAAGACAAUGUCCGAUCAACAGCGAAAGAACACAGCAUCGAACACGGCUAAGUACUUGAAGUUCGUCAAGCACUCCGAGGUCCAGGUAUACAACAUCUCACCAGACUAUGCUCAAAAUGUCUACGACAUGUUGCCGGAGCCGGCAUUCGCGUUCGACAAGGUGAAAGAACGUGCUGUAGAUGCCCAUCUGUGGUAUAAGGAGAAGAAGUUCAGACCGACUAAGGGGUCGAAAUUGGUGGGAAUGCCGCCUUCUUUUCCAGUGUAUGGCGUCUAG
This is a messenger RNA of Colletotrichum spaethianum, 1410 nucleotides long. RefSeq names its product peroxisomal catalase 1. The transcript is spliced from 5 exons. The record is from RefSeq and is a predicted model, not a curated record. Gene Ontology annotation, molecular function: heme binding; catalase activity. Gene Ontology annotation, cellular component: peroxisome; cytoplasm; mitochondrion. The coding region runs from base 1 to 1410 and encodes 469 amino acids. NCBI's taxonomy places the organism in Eukaryota, Fungi, Ascomycota, Sordariomycetes, Glomerellales, Glomerellaceae. Gene Ontology annotation, biological process: hydrogen peroxide catabolic process; response to hydrogen peroxide.